Molecule: messenger RNA, 975 nt
Organism: Sphenostylis stenocarpa
Lineage: Eukaryota; Viridiplantae; Streptophyta; Magnoliopsida; Fabales; Fabaceae
Source: the annotation of a GenBank genome assembly
AUGAGUAAGAUAGUAGAAGAUCUAUUCAACAUUAUGAGUUCUUGGAAUGAAUCCAUCCAUCAUUGCAAUUGGAUAGGAAUCACAUGCAACAUCUUCGUUGGAAGGGUCGUGCACCUUAGCCUUGAGCAACUAGGAGUAGGAGGCACUCUUACACCAUUCAUAAGCAAUCUCACAUUCCUCAACACACUCAACUUGUUAAACAAUAGCUUCCAUGGUGAAUUUCCUCAUGAGGUGGGUCGUUUAUUUUAUCUGCAACAUCUAAACUUCAGCUAUAAUAACUUUGGUGGGAGUCUUCCAAGUAAUCUCAGUCACUGCACAAAACUAGAAGUACUAGCUACAGGUGCUAACAAUCUUACAGUUCCUUCUUCAAUCUAUAACAUAUCUUCCUUGUACUAUUUCACUUUUACUCAAAACCAUCUUCAUGGGAACUUACCAGCUGAUGUUGGAUUCACUCUUCCUAACAUUAAAGUAUUUGCUGGUGCGGUUAACAAUCUCAUAGGUUUUGUCCCUGCAUCGCUGUUGAAUAAUGCAUCAAAACUAGAGAUUCUUGACUUCUCCUUGAAUGGUCUUACUGGAACACUGCCAAAGAACUUAAGGGUCUUGAAUAGUUCCAAUGGAAUACAUGGAAAUAUACCUGUUGGAAUUGGCAAUCUUGCUAACCUCACCCUCAUAGCAUUGGAAGGAAACCGGCUAACCGAUAGUCUUCCUUAUUCAUUAGGGACUCUUCCAGCUCAGGUGAGUAAGCUACAUAGCCUUGGAGAGUUGAUGCUAUCUGAGAACAACUUUUCUGGAGUUAUUCCAUCUUCUCUUGGCAGAUGUAUUAGCUUGGAAAAGCUGCAUUUGGAUGGAAAUUCUUUUGAGGGAAACAUCCCUCAAACUUUACAGAAUUUGAGAGCUUUUCUUGAUAUAGACCGUUCACGAAAUACUUGUCUAGUUCCAAUGAAGUCUAGAAGAUUGGUUGCAUCCCGUGAGUAA